This is a messenger RNA of Knipowitschia caucasica, 1728 nucleotides long. Lineage: Eukaryota; Metazoa; Chordata; Actinopteri; Gobiiformes; Gobiidae. The record is from the annotation of a GenBank genome assembly.
AUGCUCGAGGCUCCUCAGCUGCAGCAGCUCUACUCCGAGGAGAACAUAUUAUAUCGCGGCUCGCUUCCCUCCGCGGGUGGCUUGGUUCUGCAUCAGCUGAUCCGUCACGUGUUGGUGUCAUGGGUCACUGUGUGCAAAAUGGAGUUGUCUGAAUGUGUGCAGAGAGGACUGAAGUCUCUCGCAGAUCCGUCCGUGUUCGACCAGCGCGCCUUCGCGGUUCUGUUGGACGCGUGUUUCCGCAGUGUGCUGUCGGCUCCCGCAGACGCCUCGGUCCUGGUUCUCCCCGAGUUGGAGACCACCGACCAGAUAGUAGUGAAACAGAGUCACACGGCCAUGGUCACAUUCAUCCUGGAGUCUGCCAAGCUGAACGCAGACAAAUCAACGCUGAGCACAUGUCUUGAAGAACUUUCAUUCAAUGCAGAGAGAAUAGAGAUUUUUCACAAUGUAUAUGAGAAACAUAAAACUGACAUAAUUAAGUUAUUAUCAUGCAUAGGAAGACGAUUACCAGAGAUAAACGAUGUAUCAUGGCGUCUACAAUACCAGAUAAAGAGUGCGCAGGUUGAUAAAGUUGACAAGCCUUUCUACUUAAUAACACUUAACACGGAGAAUGAAGCCGGGUCCUCUGAGGAUGUGAACUUCACCUGCACAGUGGAGCAGCUACAGGAUUUGGUUGGAAAAAUAAAAGAUGCAGCGAAGAACCAACGGAUCCCUCGUAUAACCAUCAGGACUGUUUUUCUGGUCAGAAUGCAUCGCACCACACGGAUAAAAAUCACGGAGCUCAACCCUCACUUGAUGUGCGUGCUGUGCGGAGGCUACUUCAUCGACGCCACAACCAUCAUUGAAUGUCUUCACUCCUUUUGCAAAAUGUGUAUUGUGCGCUACUUGGAAACCAGCAAAUACUGCCCCAUCUGUGAUGUACAAGUACACAAGACCAAACCAUUGCUCAACAUAAGGUCUGACAAGACUUUACAGGACAUAGUGUACAAACUGGUGCCUGGACUCUUCAAAAAUGAAAUGAAAAGAAGAAGAGACUUUUAUGCUGACCACCCUUUAGAUGCUUCAAAUGGAACAAAUGAGGACCGUGGCGAAGUAGCAGAUGAAGAAAAACGAAUUAUUACAGACGAUGAGAUCAUCAGCCUCUCCAUUGAAUUUUUUGAUCCAGCCAGAAUGGGAAUGGGAUCAGAAGGAAAACAAGUUAAAGAACAGCUGGCAAACAAACGGUACCUGCAGUGUCCAGCAGCUAUGACAGUGAUGCAUCUAAGGAAGUUUCUGCGCAGUAAGAUGGACAUCCCCAACAUCUAUCAGGUGGAUGUUAUGUAUGAAGAGGAGCCUUUGAAAGAUGACUACACAUUAAUGGAUAUAGCCUACAUCCACACAUGGAGAAGGAACGGUCCACUUCCCCUCAAGUACCGCGUCAGACCGAACUGUAAGAAGAUGAAGGCGGCUGCCGCGGAGCAGGCUGGUCACAAAACGGGCAUGUCCGGUCCUGAGAGCGACGCCGUCAGCGACAAAGCACGAAGUCCCGCGGGGGCUGUCGCCUCCUCUGCGCAGAGCCCUGCUAUUGCGCAGUCUCCUCUCGCCCUGGAGACCACACACGCAUCUCCCGGAAACAACGUGAACGGGACGUCAAUGACCGCUCCACCGACCCCGAGCCGCUCCUUUACGCACUUCACCAGCAGCAACAAUAAACCGAGAAAAGUGUCUCUGAACGGAUCGUCCUCAGGAUGA